AUUUUAAGGGGUGGGAGCAACUGUCUCAAACGGCGGCACCGCCGGGCCCACUACUCCAUCCGCUAGCCGUCACCGCCUCCUCCGCCAGUUCCCGGAGCUCGAAAACGAACCCAAAACCACCUUCGCUAUGGAUUACGAACGAAUCGAAAAGCCUUCUCCUCCAGGCGGUGGGUUUUCUCCCAGUAAGCUUCGAGCUAUUCUGUUGGGAGUGGAGAAGAGGAGGAAAGAGGAUGAGAUGGAGUCCAAGUUCUCGCUGAAAUCUGAAGAAACUGGCGCUGAGAUUGAUGACACACGUGGUAGUGUUCCCGAUGAGUACAAGGAUGUAGACAUGGUGAGCUCCCUCCCUGGAUACUCUACGUCGUUGGAUACAAUGAGUGGUUAUGGAUUUACAGAUCAAAGCCUAUCGAGUUCGAGAAUUAGAUCUCAAGAGGAAGAUUCUUUUGAUUCGGAGGGCGUGUCGUCCACCUUCGAAUUCCACAAGGCUGAGCGUGCCUUGCAUCGGUCGGCUCUCGUGCCGCCAUUCUCGAAGCCGGCGCCUUCGAAAUGGGAUGAUGCACAGAAAUGGAUUGCAAACCCCAACUUGAACCGGCCUUAUAAAGCUAGUGGAGGUCAGCCGAAGAAGAUGGAGAAGUUUGGUUAUGGUAGCAGACAGUCUUCGAUGAAGGUUGUUCUGGAGCUUGCAGAGGACGCAGAGACUAAGAGGAUUGAUCCGAGCCAGGAAAAGAGGGAAUUUGGUGGGCAGAAGGCUGGGAAUUGGGUGCCCGACCUAUAUCCGGUGGUGGAUUCCUGUGCCAAGCCUGCAAUUAAUGUUGAGAACUCAGUUGCAGAUCCAACAAUUUCUCUUAGUCGUCAUGAUUCAUCUGCAGUACCUCAGAAUGCUCCCACCUUUAUUACUCCUCCAUCAACUGUCAGGUCUGUAUCUAUGAGAGAUAUGGGCACAGAAAUGACUCCCAUUGCUAGCCAAGAGCCCUCUCGGACAGGAACUCCUGUGAGAGCCUCAACACCAACACGGAGCCCUACUUCUUCUCGAUCAACAACUCCACAGAGAGAUGCACCAAAUUCAAACAUUGUUGCAAACAUUAUUGGUUCAUCGGACAGCCAUGGGGAUAAUAACAAGGAGUUGAGUGAAAAAGAAUUGCAAAUGAAAGCUAGAAGAGAGAUAAUGAUUCUCGGCACACAACUAGGUAAGAUGAACAUUGCUGCAUGGGCUAGCAAAGAAGAAGAAGAAAAGGAUUCAUCCGUUUCUCUCAAGACCGUGCCAGUUGACCAAUCAAAAAGUGUUACUGAGAUGCGUGCAGCAGCCUGGGAGGAGGCAGAAAAGGCCAAGUAUCAGGCCAGGUUUAAACAGGAAGAAAUCAAAAUCCAAGCGUGGGAAACUCAUCAGAAAGCAAAAACUGAAGCUGAAAUGAGGAAAAUUGAGGUUGAGGUGGAGAGCAUGAGAGCUCAUGCACAUGAUAAGCUUAUGAACAAGCUAGCAGCUGCAAAGCAUAAAGCUGGGCAAAAGCGGGCAUUAGCAGAGGCCACAAAAGACCAACAAGCUGCAAGGACAGCUCAACAAGCAGAGUACAUAAGAAGAACUGGCCAUAUUCCUUCCUCAUUUUCUUGCUGGAAUUGGUGCUCUUAAUUCUGUUUCGCUGAAGCAGCUGCUACCGCUAUGUCUAAAUAUUCCAGCAUUCUUGUUGAUUUAGUUGGUUCGUAAUCCUUAUUCUGCAAGAUAUUUGUAGUGCACAAAUUUGUUCCGGUGCCAUUUGGUCUACCUAAGGAUAUAAGAAUAUGUCCAUUUUGUGUUAGUGAAUUGUUAGUUUUUAUUUUACCAACUGCCAAAUUAUAAGUACAUGUUUUCAUCCCAGUAUAGAUCUGUUCCUAAAUAUAUGUAUUGAACUCUUGAAGCACAUUGAGAUUUAAUAGCUGUGAAAAGCUUAUGUGUGCA
Messenger RNA from Elaeis guineensis (African oil palm), 1930 nucleotides. RefSeq lists its product as uncharacterized. The record is from RefSeq and is a predicted model, not a curated record. Lineage: Eukaryota; Viridiplantae; Streptophyta; Magnoliopsida; Arecales; Arecaceae.